CCUCGGCCGGGGAACCCAAAGAGGCGUAAGUGCGUGGAGCACAUGAGCACGAGUGGGAACAUUGGCGGUCCUCAAGCCCCAUUUCAAUGGUGCAUGGAAACUCGGUCCUCCGUCCAUUUAUUACCACCAAACGACAAAGGCUCACGUCUGACCGUCACGGAUAGGUAAAAUGCGGAGAGGAUCUUGUGCCAAUUGCGAGCCAGCAAAGAGAGAAAAGACCACUGCUUGUGACUGUGACUGUGAUGACGGCGACUGUUGGUGGCACUUUCAUCACGAAAGGAUCAUAAUGAUGCUUAAUAAAUUAUCAUCACCAGUUAUAUCUUCCAGGUUGACUCCCAAACACUGUUUCAGAGUCUUCAAUUACUGUAAGUCAAAUGACAGCAGUGGGCUGAGUGAUGGUAACUUAACUGACUUUACGGCCAACUCUGGCCAUGACUUCCUACGGAGUAUGUGGCUUUCCCACUCUUCCUGGCUGUCUCUUGUCCUGUGGCCAAUUCUUUACUCACGUUUUAGAUAGACACUUGCCAUAUUUACACCAUCUCCAUAUAAAGUGCAGACUACUGUAAACAAUCGGAGAGGGGGCAAAGCGGGUUCUAUAGUCUUGAAUACUUCUGGAACUUACCCAAGUAGGAGGGAGGUCUACAGAACUGUCAAGAGUCCAGUUCCCGUCUUCUGAUACCU
Aspergillus saccharolyticus JOP 1030-1 is the source of this 681-nucleotide messenger RNA. RefSeq lists its product as uncharacterized. The record is from RefSeq and is a predicted model, not a curated record. The transcript has a single exon. NCBI's taxonomy places the organism in Eukaryota, Fungi, Ascomycota, Eurotiomycetes, Eurotiales, Aspergillaceae. The coding region runs from base 170 to 517 and encodes 115 amino acids.